UAACUCGUAUCAUGCAGAUACUACUUUGUCAAUGUUCGAAAAUAUAUAAUUAAACAAUACAUAUAUUAUUUGUGGUGAAUCCUAUUUUGGAUUUAUUCUGUAGAUCGUCCAUUUUAGGUUCGCGAAGUUUAAGAAAAAUUUGUAUAACGGAUAAAGAUUUGCAUAACGUUGACGUCUAACAAAGUAAUUGGACCAAAAUGUUAAGAUUUCCCGUGAUAAAAUUAUCUACGGGAUUACAGAAUGGCAGAUUUCCUACCGUAGGAUUACAUACGACAUUGUGUAAAUUUCAGCAAGAAUUAGUAGAAGUAUUCAUAGAUGACAAACCAGUUCAAGUUCCACCAGGAACAACUGUUUUGCAGGCUGCUGCAAAAAUAGGAGUAGAAAUUCCUAGAUUUUGUUAUCAUGAACGUUUAGCUGUAGCAGGAAAUUGUAGAAUGUGUCUUGUGGAAAUUGAAAAACAGGUUAAGCCUGUUGCAGCUUGUGCUAUGCCAGUAAUGAAAGGAUGGAGAGUAAAAACCAAUUCUGAUUUAACUCGUAAAGCUCGGGAAGGUGUCAUGGAAUUUUUAUUAGUAAAUCAUCCUUUAGAUUGUCCUAUUUGUGACCAAGGUGGUGAAUGUGAUUUACAAGAUCAAAGUAUGGCAUUUGGUAGUGAUCGGAGUAGGUUUGUUGAUAUUAAUUAUAGUGGUAAAAGAGCAGUUGAAGAUAAAGAUAUUGGUCCUUUAAUAAAGACAGUUAUGACACGUUGUAUUCAUUGCACAAGAUGUAUUCGUUUUGCAUCUGAAGUUGCUGGUAUUGAUGAUUUAGGAACUACAGGUCGUGGAAAUGACAUGCAAGUAGGAACAUAUGUAGAAAAAAUGUUUUUAUCUGAGUUAUCUGGUAAUAUUAUUGAUUUAUGUCCUGUUGGAGCGUUAACAAGUAAACCAUAUGCUUUUGUUGCUCGUCCAUGGGAAACACGUCGUACAGAUAGUAUUGAUGUUCUUGAUGCUGUUGGUAGUAAUAUAGUUAUAUCUCAUAGGACGGGUGAAGUUUUGAGAAUUUUACCAAGAGUUAAUGAGGAAAUAAAUGAGGAAUGGUUAUCUGAUAAAGCUCGUUUUUCUUAUGAUGGAUUGAAACGUCAAAGGCUUAUAACUCCUAUGAUAAAAAUUAAUGGAAAAUUAGAAGCUGUUGAAUGGGAAGAUGCUCUUGUAGCAACUGCUCAAGUUAUUCGUAAUAUAGCCCCAAAUAAAUGUGCUGUAAUUGCUGGAAAAUUAGCUGAUGCUGAAGCUCUUGUGGCUUUGAAAGAUUUAGUAAAUAGACUUGGCAGUGAAAUUCUUGCAACAGAACAAAACUUUCCAAAGCAUGGCACAGGUAUUGAUAUAAAUAAUUAUUUACUAAAUAACACAAUUGCUGCAAUAGAAGAGGCUGAUGUUGUAUUAUUGAUUGGUACUAAUCCAAGAUAUGAAGCACCUUUAGUUAAUACUCGAAUAAGAAAAGGAUAUAUUCACGGUGAACAAAUUAUUGCGCAAAUUGGUCCGAAAAUAGAUUUAACUUAUGAUUAUGAACAUUUAGGUCAAUCUCCAGAAAUUAUAACACAGUUAAAAAAUGGUACUCAUUCAUUUUCAAGUACUUUAAAAUCUGCUAAACCUUUAAUUAUCUUGGGUGUUGAGCAAUUAACUAGAAAAGAUGGAGCAAAAAUUUUAUCUGAAACACAAUUAUUGGCACAAACUAUAGGAGAAAACAUAGAAGCUCCCAAAAAAUGGAAAGUAUUAAAUAUUCUUCAUACAAAUGCAUCACAAGUGGCAGCUUUAGAUGUGGGUUAUUCAUCAUCUAUUGAAGAAGUUAAAGAGCAACAACCGAAAAUUCUUUUUUUGUUAUCAGCUGACGAUUCAAAUAUUAAAAAAGAAGAUUUUCCGAAUACUUUUAUCGUAUAUAUAGGUAGUCACGGUGAUGAAGGAGCUUCAGUUGCAGAUGUCAUACUUCCUGGAGCUGCAUAUACUGAAAAAGUUGCAACAUAUGUAAAUACAGAAGGUCGUGCACAACAAACUCAAGCUGCAAUUACACCACCGGGUAUGGCUCGACCAGAUUGGAAAAUCAUACGAGCUCUUUCUGAAAUUUGUGGAAUUUGUUUGCCUUAUGACAAUUUGGCUGAAAUAAGAUCUAGAUUGGAAGAAAUAGCACCACAUUUAAUUAGAUAUGAUACUAUAGAAUCAACUAAUUAUUUCACUCAAGUAUUGGAAUUAUCAAAGGAAGUGUCAAGUUCAUUGUCUUCUAAUCCAAUAGAAGUUAAACAGAAAACAUUAGAUAAUUUUUUUAUGACAGAUGCAAUAUCUCGUGCUUCGCAAACAAUGGCAAAAUGUGUACAAGCAGUUAUUAAGCAACGAGAAAACACCUUAUAGACAUACAUAUAUAUAUAUAAAUUAGUACAUAUUGUAUUAUGGUAAAUAUGUAAUAAUAUAUAGUUUCAUUAAAUAUAUAUAAAUAAUAUUUAA
Messenger RNA from Apis florea (little honeybee), 2468 nucleotides. RefSeq names its product NADH dehydrogenase (ubiquinone) 75 kDa subunit (gene ND-75). Gene Ontology annotation, cellular component: membrane. Gene Ontology annotation, biological process: ATP synthesis coupled electron transport. The record is from RefSeq and is a predicted model, not a curated record. Gene Ontology annotation, molecular function: NADH dehydrogenase (ubiquinone) activity; iron-sulfur cluster binding. NCBI's taxonomy places the organism in Eukaryota, Metazoa, Arthropoda, Insecta, Hymenoptera, Apidae.